CGUAGGUGCGCAUCCCUCAGCAGGUGCGCUCGUGCCGUCACUUUAGAAACAACUGCCAGGAAGAGACAGAUUUCCACAUCUAGCGCUUGUUUAGACGCGGUUUUAAAUCGAUUUUAGUCGGUUGUUUUAUGGUGUUUAUGGUCGGUUUUAGCAGCGAGGGUUGAUUUUAGGAGUUACGGGGUGAAACGGGUGGAGGUCGAGGCGGGAACAUGGGCAAAAAACAGGAGGAGAGUCCGGACUCCGAGUACGGAGAACCUGCUCAGUUUGACCCAACCUUCAAUGGACCCAUAAAGAAAAGAGGGUGUACAGAUAUAAUCUGCUGCGCUCUGUUUAUGGCCGUCAUCCUCGGCUACAUAGGGGUUGGAGUUUUAGCUUGGGUUUACGGUGAUCCGAGACACGUUCUUUAUCCCAGAAACUCCACCGGGUGGUUCUGCGGCAUCGGACAAAAUAAAGACAAACCCAACCUUUUCUACUUUGAUUUUCUAAAAUGUGCCACAUCCAUAAAUAUAAUGGCAACAGCUCUGAACGGGCUGCAGUGCCCGACCACACAGAUCUGUGUCCAACAGUGCCCAACUCGGUUCUGGGCUGUCCCGGUACAGGACUACAUCUCAGGUUCACCCCAGCGCGUGUUUGACUCUAACCUGUGUAUCCCCUCUUUUGACCUGGCAACAACUCGUUUGAGCGUUCGAGAUAUAGUGAACCAAGAACUGUGUCCUUUCUUCUACACCCCUACGAUCUCAGUGUUGGGCAGAUGUUUGCCGGAUGCCUCGAAACUUGGCAGUAUCCCUGGGAAUUUUUCCAACGUUCCUGGAUUACCCUCCUCUGUCAACGAGACAGUCAACCUCCUCAAAAACGGCACAGGAGACGUCGUGAACGGCUUCAACGCCAGAGACGUUGGUGUUCGGAUCUUUGAGGACUUUGCCUCAUCGUGGCCGUGGAUCAUCGUUGGGCUGGUGAUAGCCAUGCUGGUCAGUUUGUUGUUCCUGCUGCUGCUGAGGUUCACGGCUCCUAUAAUGAUCUGGGUGCUCAUCGUCGGGCUCCUGGGGGCCGGCGCUUACGGGAUUUAUCACUGCUACUGGGAAUAUGCUAACUACAAACAGCAGAAUGCUUCCAUCAGCACGGUCGGCCUCACCACAAACCUCCAGGUCUAUCUGCAAGUCCAGGAGACCUGGCUGGCCUUUUUGAUAAUCAUAUCUGUGGCAGAGGCCAUCAUCCUCCUGACCCUCAUCUUCCUCAGAACCAGGAUCCUGAUAGCCAUCGCUCUCAUUCAGGAGUCCAGCAAAGCGAUUGGUUACAUGAUGUCAGCGCUCUUCUACCCUCUGAUCACCUUUGUUCUGCUGCUGGUGUGUGUGACCUACUGGGGAGCCACAGCUCUAUAUUUGGCCACUUCAGGAGCUCCCAUCUAUAAGGUGGUUGCUCUCAAUUCCACCUUAAGCGGCUGUAAGGCGAUUAACGGCACCGCUGACUGUGACCCCCAGAACUUCAACUCAUCGAGCUACGCAGACUGUCCAUCUGCCAGCUGCAUCUUCAUCAAAUACAACAACCAAGGUCUCUUCCAGAGGAACAUCUUCAACCUGCAGAUCUACAACGCCAUCGCUUUUCUCUGGUGUGCCAACUUUGUCAUCGCCCUCGGUCAGUGCACGCUGGCGGGGGCCUUCGCCUCCUACUACUGGGCCUUCUCCAAACCAGGCGACAUCCCCAUGUUUCCUGUGUGUGCCAGCUUCAUGCGCUCCAUCAGGUUCCAUGUAGGAUCGCUGGCGUUUGGGGCUUUAAUCCUGACUGUGGUGCAGAUAGUCAGGAUCAUCCUGGAGUACAUUGAUCACAAGACCAGAUCGGCGCAGAACCCAUGUGCACGAUUCCUGAUCUGCUGCCUUAAGUGCUGCUUCUGGUGUCUGGAGAAGUUCAUCAAGUUCAUCAACCGGAACGCUUACAUCAUGAUUGCCAUUUAUGGGAAAAACUUCUGCGUUUCGGCCAAGAACGCGUUCAAGCUGUUGAUGAGGAACGUGAUCAGGGUGGUGGUGCUGGAUAAAGUCACCGACCUGCUGCUGUUCUUCGGGAAGCUCCUGGUGGUUGGAGGAGUCGGCGUUUUGUCAUUUUUCUUCUUCUCUGGUCGGAUAGUGCUUCCAGGGAACACGUUCCACACUGAAACCCUAAACUACUACUGGAUGCCCAUUAUUACGGUGGUGUUCGGCAGCUACUUCAUCGCCCACGCCUUCUUCAGCGUAUACAACAUGUGUGUGGACACACUCUUUCUUUGCUUCUUGGAGGACUUGGAGCGUAACGACGGAUCAGCGGAGAAGCCGUACUUCAUGUCCAAAAACCUGAUGAAGAUCCUCAACAAAUCCAACAAGUCCUCAAAAUAGAGCCAAGGUCAAAGGUUAAGCACGGAGAGCUUGUUCCGGUUUUUAAAUCCCACAGCAGAGAAUCCGUAACAGUUUUAGGAUGUUGACUUUUUCUCCUUUUAAUGACAUAGUUCAUCUUUGUUUUCCUUCUAAAGAUGUUUACCUAAACAAAUGUUGCUUUUUUGCACUUUUUACUGUUCUGUUUGUGUAUUUAUGGUAUUGAACGUACACAAAUCUAUUCAGGAAAUCCUUUCUGAGUUUUCUUUUAGGAAGAUUUACUAACAGUUAAACAUCGAAUAGUUCAGCUCUGAAUGUCAAAGAAUCUGACGAAACUUCUUAAUGUGCCGUUUCACAUCUUUUGUAUGAAACCAAAGGAAAUGUUAAAGUCAUGCUUGAUUUUUUAGACACCAUUUGUAAAAAUUAGAUUUUAAGAGUAUAAUUUUAUAUAUAUUGUCAAUUUUAAUAAAGUUGUAAAUAUGAUAG
Molecule: messenger RNA, 2825 nt
Organism: Nothobranchius furzeri (turquoise killifish)
Lineage: Eukaryota; Metazoa; Chordata; Actinopteri; Cyprinodontiformes; Nothobranchiidae
Gene: slc44a4
Product: solute carrier family 44 member 4
Biological process (GO): thiamine pyrophosphate transmembrane transport; choline transport
Cellular component (GO): plasma membrane
Molecular function (GO): thiamine pyrophosphate transmembrane transporter activity
Source: RefSeq, a predicted model, not a curated record